AUGGCCAGCAACCAGAACGAGUCUGUGACGGACACUCCUGUGUUGGAGGAAGCCCCGCGCAUCGAACAGCCGAUUGAGAAUAAUAAUCGUGGAAACUUUACACGUAAUCUGAACAAGGAGGCAGAUGAGAGCGUAGCACGCAAGAUGUUCUUUGGCGGGUUGGCAUUUCUGCCAUGGCUGCAUCUAGUCAACGUUAUUUUCUACCGCAAACAGCUAAUGGACCCCAAUCUUGAUGCCAGUGUUACAUUAUGGGUGCGACGGUCACUUCUAGGUUUCUGCUUCUGGACAAUUAUCUUCAUUUCGUGGGUGCUUCUUUUUCAAUUAAAUUGGAAAGAAUUUGGCUGGCAACGUCUUGUCAUGGUUAUACCUGAUGAGGAUGAGAAUGCAGGUUGGUGA
This is a messenger RNA of Plasmopara halstedii, 396 nucleotides long. Its product is annotated as Predicted membrane protein. The record is from RefSeq and is a predicted model, not a curated record. Lineage: Eukaryota; Oomycota; Peronosporomycetes; Peronosporales; Peronosporaceae. The coding region runs from base 1 to 396 and encodes 131 amino acids. Gene Ontology annotation, cellular component: gamma-secretase complex. The transcript is spliced from 2 exons.